Amblyraja radiata (thorny skate) is the source of this 1349-nucleotide messenger RNA. It is a transcript of the gene armc10, whose product is annotated as armadillo repeat containing 10. The coding region runs from base 160 to 1161 and encodes 333 amino acids. The record is from RefSeq and is a predicted model, not a curated record. The transcript has 6 exons. NCBI's taxonomy places the organism in Eukaryota, Metazoa, Chordata, Chondrichthyes, Rajiformes, Rajidae. Gene Ontology annotation, cellular component: mitochondrion.
GUGUGCUUUCAGUCGGCCCAGGAUUUCCACGCAUGCUGGAAGCCGGGAUGCCUCAGCUUUUCGUGUUACUGAGGAAACGGUUUGAAAUUCGCUCCUCGAGUGCAUUGACCAGUUUUUGUUUGGCGUUCGAUCGCAAUCUAGUUACAGGGAUCGAAGUAGAUGGGCGCUGUGGUGAGGGGAAAAUGGCCUCUGAGGUUUGCAAUGGGCCUGUUGGCGGGGUUUGGUGGCCUGUACGCCCUGUACAGCUUGGCAAAGCGGUGGCAGCAGCAGCAGCAGCAGGAAGACCGAGACGUUGGUUGCUGUCAGUCCAAAACGCAAAAUUUACUCCGACGAGCGAUCGACUUGGGCGUCAACAGUCAAGAAACUGAGGACGGUCAUCAGGGGCAUGUACUUGUAAAUCCUCAUGAUGGUCUGGAACAGCAGCAUCUUCAAGUGAUUUUGGACCUUCUUAGGCAGACCUCUGAUACUUCCAUUCGAGAAAAUGUUCUCGUGACCAUUGGUAAUAGUGCUGCAUUCACUGUUAAUCAGGAUCUCAUUCGCAACCUCAGUGGUCUCAAUGUCAUUGCAAAUUGCUUGUUAGAUGAAGUCACGUCAGUCAAAGUUAAGGCAAUGAAUGCUCUGACAAAUCUUUCCCUUAAUGUUGCUAAUCAAGAAGAACUGAAGAUUUGGAUCCCUCAAAUUUUGAAGAUCCAAGAAGCUGCUACAUUAAACUCUGAGUUACAAGUCGCUGGCCUCAGAAUGCUGACUAAUAUCAGUGUUGUCAGUACUCAUCACCAUUUGAUGAUCAACUACAUUCCUCACUUUCUUAAGCUCUUAGUAGAAGGAACUGAAAAUGUAAAGGUUCAGGCAUUGAAAAUCCUGGUAAAUUUGUCUACAGAUCCAGAGUUAACACAUGACCUUCUAUGUGCUCAGGUGUCACCAUUGUUCCUUUUGUUUGACAACACCAUAAGCAAAGAAUUUCUUAUACGAAUGCUUGUAUUCAUUGCAAAUCUAAAGGAAAAUAUGAACUUGUUGCACGACUCUGUUCCGUAUGAAUAUAGAGUAGAAUCACUUCAUUCUGUAAUAUUUGGGAAUUCAUCACAAUUUUUUCAGAAAAUUGCAUCACUUAUGUUAUACCAAGAUCCUGAAGUGAGACAAUACAUGGCCAGAAUUAUAGUCUAAGACCAAAUGUUUGAUAUUUUUUAUUCCCAAACUAAUCCUGUUUUGUUCACUAUAUAAUGUAAAUGUAUCGACUUGAGAAUAAAUAUGCAAGUAUAAUAGUAAUUUAACAUCAAAUUAAAUGCAUUGUGUAUAUAGCAUUGGUAAUGUUGAAAGGAGACUCAUUCCAAUACUCAUUAAAUAUAUUUAUG